AUGGGAGACGUCGGAAUCGUCGUGGACCCCGCAAUCGACCCAACAUCACCGCCAACAUCCCAAGAAAUAAACGUCCUCGUGACGGGCUUCGGGCCAUUCAGAAGCUUCGACGUCAAUGCAUCCUUCCUGAUAGCACAAUCCCUCCCAUCUUCAUUCACCUUACCACCGAAAGAAAAUGACACAAUUGGCGGGACCGAAAUUCCUGCUCCACGAGAAGUACGCAUACACGUCCACCCCGAGCCGAUCAAAGUCUCCUAUGCCACCAUCCGCGCGCAACUACCCGAUAUCCUCGAUGACUUCUCCAAAACACAUAAUGGCAACCGGCCCGAUCUGAUCGUUCAUAUGGGCAUUGCGUCUACGCGUCCGUAUUAUUCUGUAGAGACGCAGGCGCAUCGCGAUAACUAUCGAAUACCGGACGUCGAUGGACGGUCGGGGUAUCAAGAUGGUGAGAAGAUAUGGAGGGGGAAAGGGUUUCCUCCGAUCCUAAUGCCUGGUCCUGCAGAGGGAUCUGAAGAUAAAUCUGCUGUUCAGACAUCAGGAUUGAAAAUGGUCCCGUACCCGGCCAACGAACACUUUCUGCAGGUUUGGAAAUCUCUUUUGCCGGCGGAGACAGAUUUGCGUACUUCGAAUGACGCCGGCCACUAUGCGUGUGACUUUAUAUUUUAUACAAGUCUAGCGCAAGCUCUUGAGGAAGGCAGGGACAGGUCGAUAGUGUUUUAUCAUGUUCCUGUUACGACAGAUCCGGCGAGUAUAGAGUUGGGGACCAAGGUGGCUGUUGCUUUGAUCAAGUCGAUGGUUAAAUGCUGGGUGGAUGGUGAAUGA
This is a messenger RNA of Talaromyces marneffei, 822 nucleotides long. RefSeq lists its product as uncharacterized. NCBI's taxonomy places the organism in Eukaryota, Fungi, Ascomycota, Eurotiomycetes, Eurotiales, Trichocomaceae. Gene Ontology annotation, biological process: proteolysis. Bases 1 to 822 code for a protein of 273 amino acids. The record is from RefSeq and is a predicted model, not a curated record. The transcript has 2 exons.